Striga asiatica is the source of this 1551-nucleotide messenger RNA. The record is from the annotation of a GenBank genome assembly. Lineage: Eukaryota; Viridiplantae; Streptophyta; Magnoliopsida; Lamiales; Orobanchaceae.
AUGGGUCGCCUUGAAAUCUUUCCUCCUCCCAAAGUAAUCAAUGAAAUAGGAGUAGACCUCGUCGCUAGGCUGAAAUCCGGCCCUGGUUUUGACCCAUUUAAGGAAAUCAAGGGCCGCACGGCCCGCAUCAGGGGAAAUGUUAAGUGUGGCGAGGAGCAGCGUAGGGCUGAUAGUGAUAUGAGAGAAGGAAAGGUCGAGCCUUUUGGGCAAAGGGAGAGGCUCCCAAUCUUGGUCCUUUUGGAGCUCACUAGAGAACAAUUCAGCUAUGGAUUUCUCUUCCUCUCCAAUCUGUGGUGGCUUUUCAUUAUCGGAGCUGGAGCCGCCGUCAUCAGCGUUCGAAGAGAAAUGCCUGAUAGAAAAAUACAAAGAGUGCGUCCCGGUGAAGGAACGAGGGGAAACGAAAUCCAAGCGCGGUGGUCGAUGAGUGGAGAUAGAAUUGGGCAGCGUGGAGAAACAUCGAGUGAGGAGGAGCUUACGGAGCUAGGAGGGUUUUGGGGGAUUUGGAAGAAGACGACCAUCACAGUACCAAGGUGUGACGGGCUGCAGGGGACUCCUAAAUGUGGUGGAUAUAAGAUUAUGGAGAUUUUGGAUGAUAUUCGACUGGUGUCGCUCGACGCAGUUAUUAUCCUCGCUCAAUUUCCGGUGAAAAAAACGGUGGCAGACGGAGCUCCGACCGCCGUGGUUGCUGCAGAAACAAAGAAGGGAUUUCUAUUGGUUACAGAUAGGAAGGAUGGAUACAAUUUUCUGUAUCCCUUUGGAUGGCAGGAGGUAAUUGUUCAAGGGCAGGACAAAGUCUUCAAAGAUGUGAUUGAGCCUCUGGAAAGUGUCAGCGUAAAUAUGAUCCCUACUGCCAAGCAGGAUAUACGUGAAUUUGGACCUCCAAAGGAGGUUGCUGAAACUUUAAUAAAAAAUGUCUUGGCUUCUCCUUCCCAAAAGACAAAACUGAUCGAGGCAUCAGAGCUUCUUCACUUUCUCGUUUCUUUCACGAUCAUGGAAGUGUUCAACUUACUUUAUGCUGGUGACCGUCAACAUCUUCCUCAUGAAGUGGAGGGCAAAGCUUAUUACACGUUCGAGUUCACCGCACAAGCUCCAAACUACACACGUCAUGCUCUUAGCACAAUCUCUAUUGGCAAUGGAAAGUUCUACACGCUGACAACAGGGGCGAACGAGAGGAGAUGGGAGAAAAUGAAAGACAGGCUGAAAACCGUGGUAGACUCCUUCCAGAUUUUCAAUGUCUAAUGUCGAAAUCUGUAUGUUGCUCUUUUGUUCACAUGGUAAACUAUCUAACACUAGAGGCUAUUCUAUCAGUGUGUAGAUAUGAGCAUUUCUUUUUUUCUACCAAAAAUUCAAGCCUCUGCUGUUGUGAUUUGUAACAUUAUUAUGUGUUUACUAUUGCACAAAGAUGUAUAUGUCUUGUGAGUUCAGUAUAAAUUGCAAGAUCUGUACAUUCUUUAUGAUUUGAAUAUGUGGGUACUUUUUAGUGUCUUUUUGUCCAAUGACACUUGAAAUAAAACUCGCUGGAUAAUAUUUGAUAGUGGUAAAGUAUUUAAA